This is a messenger RNA of Manduca sexta (tobacco hornworm), 114 nucleotides long. RefSeq lists its product as uncharacterized. The record is from RefSeq and is a predicted model, not a curated record. Lineage: Eukaryota; Metazoa; Arthropoda; Insecta; Lepidoptera; Sphingidae.
AUGUUUGUUCCUUGCCUGCAGAGAAAGAGGAAGAAAGCCCAGAUGUUGUUCAACCAGGAGGUGAUGAUCGAGCAGAACCGGCAGCAGCAGCUCUUCGAACAGCAGCUAAGACAG